UCGGCACGACACCUCUGUAAAGCACGACAGAGGAACUUGUGUCUCUCGGUAUUCGGUAACACGCACCAUGCUACCGUAGCUGUGUUAUCAACUUUUCUCAAAAUUAACUGAUCAGUGCAUAUGGUGAACAAUUAAAUGGGAAACAUUUACGGGUUAACUAUUUCGACAUAGCACUCACGAGUGUCCCCCAAACAAAACUCAUACACGAGUAAUUCAGUGAUACGGCAACUUUGAAAUUCUGGAAAACUUCAAAUCACGAUAUUUAGUUAUAAAAUUGAUUAGUUCGUCCACGAAGUAAUAUAUCGCAGGUGACAAUAUGUGAUCGAGUGUUAAUCGAAAUUGGCUAUUUCUUUGAACAUUUAUCGCGUUAUCCUGAGUGUAGAGUUUUGAAUGAAUUUGGAUACGUGUAAAAAGCUGCCUCGUCGAGAGGAGCGAUCUUCAACUUUACGAUAUUUAAGCGACUUAUGGUAUUAGGUGUUGCUUAUGCACGUCAGUUUCUCUGAAAAGGGUUUACAACUUUGGUUGAAGCCUGAGAAAUAUACAGUAUGGGAUCUUGAAUCCAUUAUUUAUCUAAACUAAUAGUACUAAUUUUAUGCUUUGUAUAAAACAACGAUAAUAAGAAAAGUGGUAUGAAAUUUAAAAAAAAAAAAAAAAUAAAAUAAAAGAAAGAUUACGAAUACUACGUUUCUUCAUAUCAAGAAAAUUUGUAACUCAUAAUCGAUAGUGGUCUGAAUUUCAUCGUUGUUGCACAUCAAAAGAAGACGUAUCUGUUAAAAAAUUCGUGGAAUGAUGAAAGACUGGAUGAGACAGGAAACGAAGAAGAAGAAGAAAGCGUGAGUGAAAUGUGGAAUCGUGAUUUCGAUGACAGUCGACGAAGUUAAAAUAGAACCGAAAACCGUGAUGCAACGCGAAACGACUGCCUGAAAUCGUGCUCGAGAGAAUGACGAAGAAUUCUUUGCGAAGCUCGUCGAGAAGAAGAGAAUUAACAAAGUUAUCGAAGAUGACGCCUGGAUUCUGAAGCAGCCGCACGAACGUUCGCCAAGAUGGAUCGAGCUGUCCUGUUCGUUCUAUUGAUAUCUACAACGUGUCUCUCAAGUUGCUGUUGCGGACAUUUGAUCGAUGGGAUUUUCACGGAACCGACCUUGGAGCGGGGUUACAAUCUAGUAGCCACUGUCCCGAGAGGUGCUCUCGCUCUGAACGUGACCCAACUGCGUCACACGGAGAAUUAUUUGGCAAUCAAAUUGCAAGAUGGAAGUUAUUUAUUCAAUGGAAAUUACAGUAUUAACUUAUCUGGUAAAUACCAAGCGGCUGGAACCACUUUUGUUUAUCUUCGUCAAGGUCCCCAAAAUUUGGAAAGCUUUUCUGCUACUGGGCCACUGCAAGAACCGAUUGAUGUAAUGGUUCUGUACCAAGAACCGAAUCCAGGUAUCGUGUAUCGGUACGUCAUCCCUGGAAAUGUAAACGUUCCAACAAACUCUCAUUUUGGGCAUAAGACAGUUGCCAUUAAAACUGCCGAGCCUAUCGUUCCGAAUAUACCUCACAGAAGAGCAGAUAAUGGAGCCCCGAAUAUCGAUGGAACUCAACCAUAUCUCCCGAAACGCUACAAGAAACGAAAAUUUGUUUGGAAGUCCACUGGCUACACCGAAUGCAGCAGAUCCUGUGGAGGAGGUACCCAGUUAGUCAAGUACACCUGCAUAAGAGAACACACGCAGGCACAGGUACCUGAGAAGAGGUGCCACGCGUUGGAGAAGCCGCGAGAAAUUCAAUUACGGUGUAAUACUACACCCUGUCCACCCAAAUGGAGAGCCAGCCCUUGGAGCGAGUGUUCUGUUACCUGCGGUACCGGGACACGUGUCAGGGACUUGGAAUGCGUGCAAGAAAUCAAACCGUCGCUAAUAAUGCGAAUAGCCGACGGUGCCUGUAUGGAACCGAAAAUUCUUCAAACGACCGAGGUUUGCGAAAUGCCAGCGUGCGAAUAUGACGUGAAAAUAACACCGGCGCCGUUACCGCCUUCGCAAUGGAACGUGGGCACGUGGUCAUUGUGUUCGACGUCUUGUGGGCCAGGUAAAAGGACGAGGCUCGCCACUUGCUCCGCACAAAGUUCUUGUGAUCCUGAAUCGAAGCCUAACACACAAGAAGCUUGCGAUUUGGGACCAUGCUUGGCCAAAUCACCGCAAGUAAACGGUGUGUCUACGAGACUCCAAAGUCCGUUGUGGUUAUACACCGAAUGGACCGAAGGGUGCUCGGCCGAAUGCGGAACUGGUGUGCAAACGAGAAAGGUCUUCUGCGAUAACAGUCCAGAGGAGGAAUUUUGCGAGCAAUCGAGUCGACCCGAAACCUCCAGAAGCUGUUCCAGUAACAGAACCUGCAGUGGGCAAUGGUUUACGGGACCUUGGUCCGAGUGUUCCACGGAAUGUGAUUCAGGAGAACAGGUUAGAGAAGUAGUUUGCGUAACGACCCUUCGCGGAGCCCUUCGCGUGGUUCUGGAUAUGAACUGCCCCGCUAACAAACCGGAAACAAGGAGACCAUGCAACCGUCCACCGUGUACGUCCAUGUGGUUCAUAUCAGACUGGACAGAGUGUUCCCGGUCAUGCGGAAAAGGUAUUCAGAAAAGGGAAGUGAGGUGUCUGAACAGCGAGGGUCAACCGCCUGAACAUCACGAGCUUCACUGCAAGGACAAGGACAGACCUAUAUCUCGAAGGACCUGCAACGACUACCCUUGCAAGGACGACGUGCACGGAUCUGAAAACCAUCAUAGAGUUCUGCAAGUUCAAAACGAUCCAGAAAUUUCAAAUGGACUGGAAGAAAAUGCACUUUGCAAGGACAGUAUAUCGAACUGCAAUUUAGUAUUGCAGGCUCGGCUCUGCACUUAUCACUUUUAUCAGCAGCAGUGCUGCCUCUCGUGUUCCAGAGCGAAGCAAGAAUUAGAAUGAGAAUCUCUCGCAACCAUUCAAGUAUAAUUUUAAUGUAAAUGUAACGUUUCUUGAUUAAUAGUUGAUAUCGCGACCGAAUCAUCGAAAGUAACUCUAAACGUUAUACGUGUCGCUGUAGGUUUACUUACCCUUGCACUGCCAGAUACAAUACUUAAUGACUACUUUUAAACAAAGUGUUUUUGAAUUAUGUACGGAAAAUUAAUUGGUUGACAGAGCGUGUUACGUAGAGCAAGAAAAUUUUAAUAAAUAUCCACUCGAAAAGUAAUCAUUUUUUUCUUUUAUCAAAUAAUAGCUAUUUAUUUAUUAUAGAGUGUUUGAUAUAUCGAGCGCUUCUAGAAAUCUUAUUUAACAAUUCAUUUGAAACAUUCUUAAAAUUCGUGGAACAAUCUGUCUAAUUUUUCAGACUUGAAAAUUAAGUAAUUGGACAUCUCUGAAACGAUUACUUUUCAGGCAUGUAUUUAUUAAAAAAUACAUUUCUGCUCCUUCUUAUUAGCUUUAUUAGCUAGCUAUAUUUGUAACUAUAAUUUCGAAGCAUAAUCCAUCGGUGUUCUAUUUAAAAGGAUAUAUAUGGAACAAUUUUUAUUUUACGAAACCUUUAGAAAGAUGAGCAAUUCGAUGCUUCGUCUUCCAAUCGUCGUCCAAUUGGCGUGCGCAUGUUGCUUUUGUAAACGAUAAUAAUGAAAUAACAUAUGCAACGUUUUAUAACCUUUAGAAAACGGAUUACUAAUCGCUUUACAAUUAUUGUAGAGAUUAAAGGAUCGGCGAGUACACUGAUCCUCGCUGAUUAUUGCGAACUGAUUUAUCUGUGAACAUUGUGCCUUUGGAGCGUACCAAUUGUUUCGGUCUCUUAUUGGACUGUCACGUGACUUUGUGUAUAAUUAAAUUUCCAACGACGAUUGAAAACGUCGACGAGAAAUUAUAGACUGACUGCGUAAAUUGUAACGAGGCAAUAUUGCCAUAAAAUUUGUAUUAUUCUCCGUUACCCGUACUUGCCAUAAUAAAUGUUAUGCUUUCUA
Molecule: messenger RNA, 3949 nt
Organism: Hylaeus volcanicus
Lineage: Eukaryota; Metazoa; Arthropoda; Insecta; Hymenoptera; Colletidae
Product: thrombospondin type-1 domain-containing protein 4-like
Exons: 14
Coding region: 1044-2933 (629 amino acids)
Biological process (GO): extracellular matrix organization
Cellular component (GO): extracellular matrix
Molecular function (GO): metalloendopeptidase activity
Source: RefSeq, a predicted model, not a curated record